UUCCCGUGCCCGUCCCCAGCCCCGCGGCGAAAUCAAAUGGGAGCCGAGCCCUGGCAGCCGAGUCAAAUGUCAGCGGCUCUGGGCUGCCUCAGGAUGUCGGCCCACGAUGGUCAUUUCCUGCGGGGAAGGAGCCAACAAGCCCACCCCGAGAUCCGCGCCGCUGCCGCUCGGCUUUGCCAGAACUGCCUGAGCCGCGGAGCAGAGAGGAUCCCCGAGCAGACCCUCAGCCAGCCCUCGGCUCUGCCGCCGCUACCAGGAUGGCUGAGACGACCACUGCCCCCCCUGAGACGCACACUCUCCAAAAUGAGUAUGGGGACUACCACAACUGGUCUGAGCUGUUCCACCUCCUGAACUAUACCUACACCUUCUGUGAGUUCAGCCUGGAUGAGAACGUCAAGCGGGUGAUCCUCUUCAUCCUUUACCUGAUCAUCUUCGUGGUGGGCUUGGUGGAAAACCUUCUUGUCAUCUGGGUCAACUGGCAGACACGGGGCAACAAGAGUUUGGUCAACCUCUACAUCAUCAACAUGGCCAUUGCUGACCUUGGGGUGAUGCUCUCACUCCCCAUCUGGAUGCUGGAGGUGAUGCUGGAUUACACCUGGCUCUGGGGCAGCUUCCUCUGCCGCUUCACACACUACUUCUACUUUGCCAACAUGUACGCCAGCAUCUUCUUCCUCACUGGCCUGAGCGUGGAUCGUUACGUGUCCCUGACCAGCUCCUCCCUCUUCUGGCGCAAGCACCAGCACCGCGCACGCCGCGUCAUCUGCACCUGCAGUUGGGUCCUGGCAGCAGCAAUUCCCUUCCUGGAGGUUGCUCACAUGCAGCUGGUCAACACCGGGGAGCCCAUCUGCAUCUUCAUGGCCCCCUUCGAGACCUACGACAAGUGGGCGCUGGCGGUCAGCUUGGCCACCACCACCAUCGGGUUCCUCAUCCCCUUCCCCAUCAUCGCCAUUUUCAACAUCCUGACGGCCAGGUUCAUCAAACGCACCAAGCCAGAGAGCAGGAAGCACUGUUUGCUCAUCUAUGCCUACAUCAUAGUGUUCCUCAUCAGCUGGCUGCCCUUCCACAUCAUGCUCACACUGCUCACCCUCGACGGCAACCAUAUCAUCCUCCACUGCACCUUUGCCCACUUCCUCUACUUCUUCUAUGACAUCAUAGACUGCUUCACCCUGCUCCACUGCGUCAUUAACCCAAUCCUCUACAACUUCCUGAGCAAGAACUUCCGCAGCAAGCUCAUCUCUGCUGUGGUUAAGUACAUCCCCAAAGACCAAGGCAGCCACAAAGGCGCAGACAAAUCCUCCUCCACCACGCAGCACUCCAUAGUCAUCACCAAAGACAACAACCCUCCCAAUUAAGGGAGAUCGGACUCUCCCACUCAUCACUGGCAAGUGGUUGGCAGGGGCAGCUCCCUGAGGUCAGGAAGGUUCUUUUCCCCGGUGAUAAGCAGACACUUUGCUUUAAACAACUCUUGGCUGGCCACCUUGUGUGCUCUGGAGGCAGGGCAGAGAGCCAAGUGUGAACUGAGCUGGUGUGGGGACCUACAGACAGCUUGCCUCUGAUGUGCUGCUCUGACAGAUCUAUUUAGCUCGAGGAAGAAUACAAGAAAAUGAUAUUUCCUGUUUUCCAAAAGAAACACCAUAAUAAAGCACAUUGCUUCGUCUGCUUGGAAAUCUGAACACAAACCCAGCCCCUGGACCUGACCCCGUUUCUCCCCAAGCCACGGGGCUGGGGCACACCAUCCAUUCACACAUUUUUCUGCAGCCCCUGAAUUCCUCUCCCCCUGCCUGGACCACUGUGCUGCAGAGGCGUCCGUGUUUCCACCCAUUCAUCCUGUGGACACCCAGCCCACUCCUCCCCAUGUCCCCUGAUGUUCCAAAACGGAGGCACCGCAUCCCUGAGGGGCUGAGCCUGACAGAGACCUGAGCUUUGAUGAGGGGAGGAACAACUCGAGACCAGUAACUUGCUGAGAUGCAUUUUGCAGACCCAGGAGUGGAAAUGUAAACAGGUGCAGAAACCCCCAGAGAUGGAGCACGGGCUGUGUAAGAAACAGGAGCACCCGGGGAAGGUUCAUCCCUGCCUGGAUUCUGCCAAGUCAUGAGCUGCAGGUCAAGCCCUUGGCAGGGGAAGGUGAAAGAGCCACAGUUACUGGAAGUGAGUCCAUAAAUCUACCAAAGGCCUUGAGCUGCUCAAGAAACACAUUUUUAAAAAAGCAAAGCGAAGCAAAUCUGGGGACAGGAUGCUGGCAGCAGAGAGAGGUGGGGGAGCAGGAUGUCCCGGGCUGCAGAGGAGCCCGUGGCCGGGGUUAGCAGGGAUGUUGGGUUAUUAGGGAUGGGCUGGGAACAUGCUGCUGUGUCCUGUGAUGGGAAACACUGAAUGCCUCUGGGCUCCUUGUGCACAGAGACAUCCCUCCUCACUGCUGGGGGACACCAGCACUGGCAGGAAAAGCUAAAUCCAUCUCUUACACAGAAGCAGUUUGUUCUGCAGGGAUCUCACGUCCUCCGGGACAGAACCUCAUUGCCUUCAUCCAGGACUCAGUACACAGCAAACCCAAGCAGCCCCAAACUGGCCAGUGAAGGGGAAGGUAGCUUCAUGCUGACACAACCCACAGCUCUGAUCCUGAACCUUCCCUGAGGCUUCCUACUGUUAAAAUCUGCCACUUCCAACAAGACACAGGAGAUAAAUGCACAGUAACGAGCCACUUGAGGUGUGACACAACCAGGACAGGAACAUAUUCAAUUUCAGGUUACUUAAACAUGUAAAUCUUGGUAUCUGACCUAUUAAAUGUGGUUUUUUAACUCU
Molecule: messenger RNA, 2796 nt
Organism: Calypte anna (Anna's hummingbird)
Lineage: Eukaryota; Metazoa; Chordata; Aves; Apodiformes; Trochilidae
Gene: ACKR5
Product: G protein-coupled receptor 182
Exons: 2
Coding region: 258-1352 (364 amino acids)
Biological process (GO): G protein-coupled receptor signaling pathway
Cellular component (GO): membrane
Molecular function (GO): G protein-coupled receptor activity
Source: RefSeq, a predicted model, not a curated record